This is a messenger RNA of Homo sapiens (human), 4239 nucleotides long. It is a transcript of the gene CBARP, whose product is annotated as CACN subunit beta associated regulatory protein. Bases 272 to 1633 code for a protein of 453 amino acids. NCBI's taxonomy places the organism in Eukaryota, Metazoa, Chordata, Mammalia, Primates, Hominidae. Gene Ontology annotation, biological process: negative regulation of calcium ion transmembrane transport; negative regulation of calcium ion-dependent exocytosis. Gene Ontology annotation, cellular component: plasma membrane; growth cone; synaptic vesicle membrane. The record is from RefSeq and is marked validated. The transcript has 9 exons. Gene Ontology annotation, molecular function: transmembrane transporter binding.
AGACCCAGCGGCGAGCGCAGCGGGGGCGGCGGGCCGGGGACCGGGCAGCACCGGGCGCGCGGAGCGGGCGCGCCGCCAACGCGGUCACGUGCGCGGCCCCUCCUCUCGCGCCGGCCUCCCCCGCGCCGCGCUCUCCAUUCAUAAAUUCUCCGCCUGCUCCGCGGCCACCGGGCGCCGGAGCCAGCCGCGAGCGCCACGCAGCCGCCCGCCGCCAGCCCGCCGCCCAUGGGCCGCUCGUCCCGGCGCUGAGGGCCCUCCUCCCCAGUUCAGAAUGCAGCCCACAGCCACCAUGGCCACAGCCGCCACCACCACCACCACCACCACUGCCACAGUAGCCCUGACGACGUCGUGGGACAAUGCCACUGGACGCCCCACGGCAGAGCCAGACCCCAUCCUGGACAACUACGUGCUGCUGGUGGUGGUGAUGUCGCUGUUCGUGGGGGGCACGCUGGUGGUGUUGUCUGGCGUCCUGCUCCUCUGCAAGCGCUGCUGGGACGUCCACCAGCGCCUCAACAGGGCCAUGGAGGAAGCGGAGAAGACCACCACCACCUACCUGGACAACGGCACCCACCCAGCCCAAGACCCCGACUUCCGGGGAGAGGACCCCGAGUGCCAGGAUGCGGAGACCGAACGCUUCCUGUCCACCAGCUCCACGGGCCGCCGGGUCUCCUUCAAUGAGGCGGCGCUGUUUGAGCAGAGCCGCAAGACGCAGGACAAGGGUCGCCGGUACACACUGACGGAGGGGGACUUCCACCACCUGAAGAAUGCCCGGCUCACGCACCUGCACCUGCCGCCCCUCAAGAUUGUCACCAUCCACGAGUGUGACUCAGGCGAGGCCAGCUCAGCCACCACGCCCCACCCGGCCACCUCUCCCAAGGCCACUCUGGCCAUCUUCCAGCCCCCGGGGAAGGCCCUCACCGGCCGCUCUGUGGGCCCCAGCUCCGCCCUGCCAGGUGACCCCUACAACUCAGCCGCGGGCGCCACUGACUUCGCAGAGAUCAGCCCCUCGGCAUCUAGCGACUCUGGGGAAGGCACCUCGUUGGAUGCCGGUACCAGGAGCACCAAGGCUGGAGGGCCCGGGGCUGCAGCAGGGCCUGGGGAGGCGGGCCCGGGAUCCGGGGCAGGUACCGUUCUGCAGUUCCUCACCCGCCUGCGCCGCCAUGCCAGCCUGGAUGGGGCCAGCCCCUAUUUCAAGGUCAAGAAGUGGAAGCUGGAGCCCAGCCAGCGGGCAGCCAGUCUGGACACGAGAGGUUCCCCCAAGCGGCACCACUUCCAGCGGCAGCGGGCAGCCAGUGAGAGCACGGAGCAGGAGGAGGGGGAUGCCCCCCAGGAGGACUUCAUCCAGUACAUUGCCCGGGCGGGCGACGCCGUGGCCUUCCCGCACCCCCGCCCCUUUCUGGCCAGCCCGCCCCCUGCUCUCGGCAGGUAUUUUUCAGUAGAUGGAGGUGCUAGGGGUGGACCUGUGGGCCCUUGCCCCCCUUCGCCCCCCCCUAGGCGGCCCAGGGAGCGCUCUCCAGGCCCCGUGGACACGCGCUCGCCUGCCUCCAGCGGCAAGGCCCCUCCCAGAGGCGGACUCACUGGGGCCACCUCUCCAGCAUGGACCAGAGGAGGGAAGCAGGGAGAGACUGGGUAAGGGUAGGGCGGUGGGUGGGGAGGAGGGGCCCCCCGAGGAUGGCGCUGGUACUGCUGCUUGCUGGUGGAGUCCGAGGCCUGAAGGGUUCUGCUGUGGUCCCAGGCCCUCUCCCACCCCCGCCCCGCCCAUGCUCCCAAGGCUGGGCAGACUCCUCUCAGAAGCUGCUGUGACCACUCCGGCCAGCAGCACCCCUCCCCCAACCCAAGGGCAACUUCCCUGAAGCCCAGGGCCCACGUCGGUGGGAUGGGAAUGGGGCGUGGGGCUGGGGCAGAGCAGGGUUCCUGGGGCAGCCCUGGUAUGGCGGGUGACCCUCACGUCUGUGCACUGUCCUCCUGCUGGUUAUCCAGCAUGGGUGGGCAGAGAGCCCUAGCCUGGAGCAGGGGCUGAGCUGGACUCAACCGCGUCCAGUCCAUCCCCUGCGGCUCCCACGUCCACUGGGAGGCUGGGAAAACGUGACUCCCGGAGAGAAGCAUGUUGACUUUUCCUGGGGGCUUCCAAGGGAGGGGGCCCCGCCGUCUGCAGUCCAGCAUGGAGGCACCCUGCUUAAUAAGCAGGCGCCACAGCUCAGGGUCAAUGCAAGACGCAUCCCCUGCAAAACACACUGGCUCAUUUUAAAGCUCUCACCUUCCAAGGCCCGCCCGAGUCCCAAGUCCCACCCGCGUCCACCCUCCCUGAUCCAGAGGCGGGAUGGCCGGCCGGGUAGGGGGCGCGGGGCUCGGCGGGGCUCUGACGGCGCGGCCUGGCUUGCAGGCUAGAGGCGGCCGAGGCAGCGGGAGGAGCGAGCCCCGAUUCCCCCCCGGAGCGCGGCGCGGGCAGCGCGGGGCCUGAGCAGCAGCAGCCGCCACUGGAGCCGGACGCCGAGCGGGACGCGGGCCCCGAGCAGGCCCAGACCAGCUACCGCGACCUGUGGAGCCUGCGCGCCUCGCUUGAGCUGCAUGCGGCCGCCUCGGACCACAGCAGCAGCGGCAACGACCGCGACUCGGUGCGCAGCGGCGACAGCUCGGGCUCAGGCUCCGGGGGCGCGGCGCCCGCCUUCCCGCCGCCCUCCCCGCCCGCGCCGCGGCCCAAGGACGGCGAGGCGCGCCGGCUGCUGCAGAUGGACAGUGGCUACGCCAGCAUCGAGGGCCGCGGCGCAGGCGACGACACCGAGCCACCUGCCGCGCCCGCCCGGCCCCGCAGCCCGCGCGCCUGGCCCCGCCGCCCGCGCCGCGACUACAGCAUCGACGAGAAGACGGACGCGCUGUUCCACGAGUUCCUGCGCCACGACCCGCACUUCGACGACACGCCGGCUGCCGCGCGACACCGCGCCCGCGCGCACCCGCACGCCCGCAAACAGUGGCAGCGUGGCCGGCAGCACAGCGACCCCGGCGCCCGCGCGGCCCCGGCCCUGGCCGGAACCCCGGCACCGCCUGCCGGCGCGGCCCGACCCGCGCGUGCGCCCUUGCGGCGCGGCGACAGCGUGGACGGCCCGCCCGACGGUCGCACCCUGGGCGGCGCCGGCGACGACCCCGCCAUCCCCGUCAUCGAGGAGGAGCCGGGCGGCGGGGGGUGCCCCGGCUCGGGCCUGUGCGUCCUACCAUCCGGGUCGGUGCUGGACAAGCUGGCGGCUGGCCUCGACGAGAGACUCUUUCCGCCGCGCCUCGCCGAGCCCGUCGUGGCGACUCCCGCGUUGGUCGCCGCCGCCCCCACGUCCCCCGACCACAGCCCGGCCUAAGUCCCGCGUCCUGGGCCCAUCUCUCUGGCAGCUUCUCCGGCGCCGCACGGGGCCUCGGCGGCGGGAGAGACGUGGGGGCGCGACGCCCCGACGCGAAUGCGCGGGGACCGCGGGCCCUUCGCGCACGCGCCGGGCGACGGAGGCGCGCUCGCCGCUUCAGGGCGCAGGCGCAGAGCCCCGGCCGCCCUCGCGCCGCCGAAGUGUGCACUGCUCUUUCCGGUGCUUGCCGGGUGCUGGGCGUCGUGAGGCGCGGGCCGCGGAGACCCCGGCUGGGCGGGAAGGAAGGGGCGUGAACGGCUCUCAGCUUCGGGCUCCUGAGGACAACGAUCACUCGCCCUCAGUCCCGGACGGGGCGGCCGCUUAGUCGCAGGGCCCGCCACCCGAGGGUCGCGCAGCCCACUGGGCCCGAUGGAGCCGCCGCGUGCCGGGCGCGUGCGCGAGCUCGCCCGGGCGGGGGCCGCGGGGCGCUAACGGUCGCAGACGAGUUCGCCGCCCUGGGCCGGGAGGCGGCUCAACACCGUGACUGCCGACCUCCGAGACCGUUUACCUCACUGCGGCGUGUGCUGGCGGCAGCCCGCGCCGCCUCCGAGCAAUAACCGCGCCGCCACCGCUGCUGCCGCCGGCCCUGAGGGAGCCGGCCCCGGCCCUCCCGCGCCCCGAGUCCCCACUGCCCUCCGCAUGUCAACGGCGCCCGCCCCGCUGCCGCCCCAUCCACGUUGAGACGCGAACAAAACCCAGACGGCCAGGUCCAAGCUUCCCAAGCUUUAUUUAUUGCCAAAUUUGGGCGGCCUCGCCCGCACGGCACCCUCCGAGUCCCCGCCGCGUCUGCACCAUCCCGCGAUGGCGUUUCUCGUGUUUUUCUUUUCUGGAUGAUAUAAAUAUUGACCGCACA